This is a messenger RNA of Plodia interpunctella (Indianmeal moth), 2793 nucleotides long. RefSeq names its product zinc finger protein ZFP2-like. Gene Ontology annotation, cellular component: nucleus. The record is from RefSeq and is a predicted model, not a curated record. Bases 394 to 2481 code for a protein of 695 amino acids. The transcript is spliced from 11 exons. Gene Ontology annotation, biological process: regulation of gene expression. NCBI's taxonomy places the organism in Eukaryota, Metazoa, Arthropoda, Insecta, Lepidoptera, Pyralidae.
ACUCAAACUUCAAUCAAAUCAAAUAAUUUGAGAAGAAUAUUAAAAUUACAAACAAAUUACAACAAUUCCGCGUCUUCGUUUCAUAAACACUAACUUAUCCCCUUUUUUGCUUAACUCAUACAGUACAGUGUGUUGUUUACCAGAGAUUUAAUUGGUGCUACGAUUAUGCAGUGAAGUGUACGAUGAUUAAUUGCAGAUUGCAGCUCACAAUAACACAUGAAAGUCUCCAAUUUCCUUUUUGCUGUCCUCACGGUUAGCCAGUUUCCACACAUACAACCGAUAUAGACAGAAAAAUUCAAGAAGGAAACUAUAUGAGUAUAAUACAGAUGUAAUUACGGAAAAAGAAACUGAUAUGUACAGAACUUUUGUGUUGAUAGCCUGAAAGUAUAAGACAUGGAGCAAAGUCAUAUAAAGUGUGAGACUGAUUGUGAUGUAAUUGUCAAAGCUGAACCGAUUGAGUUUGAGGAAGGUACAGCGCAAGCACUGUGCACCACUGAGAUGAAGACUGAUGAUACAAACAAUAUGACGGAGCAAAACUGUGUAAUCAAGUUAGAGCCAAUUAUAGAAGGUUCUAGGGAAGAGUGCCAGCAAAAAGAAAACAUGUUGCGUAUUGAAAUAAAAUGUGAGACUGAUAGUAUUAGUGGUGUCACAGUCAAGACUGAACCUGUUGAGGAUGACUUCGAAGGCACAGCGCAAGCACUAUGUGUUACAGAGUUGAGGAUUGAUGAUCCCGUGACGAACAAUGUGUCAGACGAAACAGAUCCAUUGAAUGAAGAUAAAAGGAAAGUCAGGAAAAAAGAAAAACGUAUACAAUCCGAAGACAACAAAGUUAAAAAGCGCAAGCCAAGACGAAUCAAACGAACCAACGAGAAACGAUAUGAAUGCAAAAUAUGUCACAGGUAUCUUAGUGGAAUUAGUAGCCUAAAGGCACACAACAGGACACACACUGGCGAGAAACCGUACGAGUGUAAUGUAUGCAGCAAUAGGUUCAGUCAGAAGGCCCAUUUGGAGAUGCACGUAAGAAUUCACACAGGUGGAAAACCAUACGAAUGCAACAUAUGUCAUACACGUUUCACGCAAAAAAUCAAUUUGCAAAGACAUUUUAGAUCGCACAACGGUGAGAAACCUUUUGAGUGCAAUAUCUGUCUAAACAGGUUCACGAGAAAAAGCGCUCUGUUGCGCCAUUCCAUAUUACAUAAUUCUUAUCAACGUUAUGCACGACAGAUCGUUGCAAAAGUCUAUGACUUCAUGAAAAAGGAAGCAAUAAAGAAAUAUGCAGAAAAACUGACCGAUGCUCGUUGGAGGACCGCGCAGGCUAUCGGCAUAUCUGAAACCACCGUCACUAGGAUUCUGAGGGAACGUAGGGCAAAUAAAUUGUCUGAAUGCUCUAUAUCAGACUCUGAGGAGGAGGUCCAGGACGGUAAUCAAGAAUCUACAUCAACAGAUAUCAAUUUGGAAUCCUCACAAUUGUCCUCUACAAGUUCUAACAAUCACAAAUGCGAAAUAGAACUACCAGACAUUGCCAUAAAGACUGAACCCAAUGUAGAAGAAGUUGCAGGUCCACGGGCAAAUGAGAUCAAAUUGGAGAAAGAAUCUGACAUAACAGUGCAAUGUAUAGUGAAGGUUGAGCCGACAAAUGAAGAGGAAGGAAAAUUUAGUAAUCAAGAAGGGGAAGGUGAGAAAAGAACAGAAGUAGAGAGUUCAAGCAACAACACUAACACACAAUCAAAAGACAAAAGAGAAAAGUUAUGUACACUAAAGCCAGAUUUAACCCAUUAUGGCGGUGAGAAACCUUAUAGGUGUAAUGUCUGCGAACAUAGAUUUUCGCAAAAGUACAAAAUGAUAAUACACUACAGGACUCAUACUGGCGAGAAACCACUGCAGUGUGACGUUUGUCAUAAACGCUUCAGUGAACACAGCAGUUUCAUUGUACAUUCCAGAACUCACACCGGUGAGAAACCAUACCAGUGCGAUGUAUGUCAAAAACGAUUUUCAAUACACGCGAAUUUAGUUAAACAUAUCAGAAUACACACAGGUUUGAAGCCUUACGAAUGUGCCAUUUGCAAAAGUAGGUUUACUCAAAAAGGUCACUUGCAAGGUCAUUUAAAAACACACACUGGUGAGAAACCUUACGAAUGCAAUGUUUGUAAUAAACGUUUUGUAAGUAAUAGUAGGCUUAAAUCACAUUCAAGACAGCAUACUGGUGAGAAACCUGCUUCGUCUGGUGAGAAACCUUACGAAUGUAAUAUUUGCCACAGUAGGUUUAAGAUGUCUAGGGGGUUAAAAGCACAUAUAAGAACACAUACAGGUGAGAAACCUUACGAAUGCGAUAUUUGUCACAAACGGUGUUCGCAAAAAGGUAAUUUGCGGACUCAUAUAAAGUCGCACAGUGGUGAAAAAUAUCAUACAUGUCAUAUUUGUAAGACUGGGUUCACUAGAAAUUUUACUUUGCAGAAGCAUUUGCGUCUUCACCUGUUAUAGACCACUAGCUUUUUCCCACAACUUCGUAUGUGAGUAAAAAUCCGUUUCCCGUGAGAAUUUGAGGAAAUCUUAGGACUUACAUUGUCCAAGGAACCUACACACCAAAUUUCAGCUUUCUACGGCCUAGUAGUUUCGGCUGUGCGUUGUCUGUCAGUCAGUCACUCAGUAACGCAAGAGUUUUAUAUAUAUAGAUUUAUCUAUUGCUGGCGAAAACUUUGUAUAAAUUCAUUGGUGAGAAAUGUAUUUCACAGUUCAGUUAUUGUCAUUAUGUUUCAUACUGAAAGUAUCAUUAAAUAAAUAUCAAAAACUUAA